AUGGAGAAUGAGAACUGUUCUGAGCCCUGUAUGAACUUGAAUUUUACCACUUACUCCUUUCUGGUGGUUCUUCCCCACCUUUGGGUAGUCUUCUCAAAUGUAUACACUGUUCAGCUGAAGCCUCAGGGGAUCUCUGCAGAACUCUCCCUUUGUGGCCCCCUCCUCUCUCCGGUGCUCUGCGUAUGUAUGUAUGAGGCGCUCAGUCGUGUCCGACUCUGGGACCCAUGGACUGGGGCCUGCCGGGCUUCUCUGUCCAUGGGAGUUCCCAGGCAAGAAUCUGGAGUGGGUUGCCGUUUCCAGUACUCUGCCCUACAGAUUUUACCUUGGUGUCCCAAAUGCUCCGGUAGGGGGACGCCCGGGCUCUCCCUGCAGCUAGUCCGGGCAAUGGUAGGACUUUCCUGUUUGUUCUCUCAAGAGUCACUGCCCUGCACAGUUGUCCAGUGUCUGAAAAAGCCUGUUGUAUAUGUUUUGUACAGGUGUUGCAUUGGUUAA
Molecule: messenger RNA, 492 nt
Organism: Rangifer tarandus platyrhynchus (Svalbard reindeer)
Lineage: Eukaryota; Metazoa; Chordata; Mammalia; Artiodactyla; Cervidae
Source: the annotation of a GenBank genome assembly